CGGAUCACGUGACCCGCACAGCUGACCACGACAGAACCGCCAGCAACCGAGCGGCCGCGUCACCACUCAGCGGACUGUACCAACUGCUCCCCAAAACGGGGGGGGGGGGACUGUAUAUAGAGAUUACUGCCAUUCCACACGUGCGAUAGUUAAGAAUCACCUUCAAUAGAUGUUUCCAUGCUCUAAGAGGCAUUGUACACAACGACGCUCCAUCGCUGGGGCCGUUACUAGAGUUAUUUACCAGGAGCCCUCGUCUCCAACACAGUGUCGCCUUACCGCUGCUGCCGAAAGAGGGGAUCGUCGACGACCACCAUGACGUCCAAGACCGGCGGGAAAAGAGCCUCUGUGGCCAGUGUCCGGAUAAACAUGGAGGCCUCUGACAAACCGGCGCAGAAAGCGCCUAUAAGGAAUAAGCCGUCCCUGGGUAAUGUGUCAGUCAGUACCCACGCCUCCUGGAGCAUAUCCGGCCUGCUCGCUGCGCAGAGGAUGACCAAGAACUUUAAGGAGAGAAGAGCCCACAAAGUAGCGCUGGUGAAGAAGAUAGAAAUCGUAGAACCCCAGCCUCCAUCCUUUGCCUCCCGGCCACCUGAGAAGGUCCAGGUCUCCGCCAUCCGGCAAAUCCUGGAAGGCUACCUCCCCCUGCGGUUGGGGGACACCACCUACGACCCCAAACAAGUCCCAUCGCUGGUGAAGGAGAUCAGCGAUGAGAUCAGGAGCCAGGUGAAGAAGGUCCUGCCCGCCCGAUACAAGAUGCUCUGCGUGGCCACCAUGGGUGAGAGAGGUCAGGAAGACAUCAAGGUGGUCAGCCGCUGCCUCUGGGACCCUCACGCCGACAACUACGCAGCGCACGUCUACCAGAAUGACAGCCUCUUCUGUGUGGUGUCUGUAUACACUGUGUUCUGCGAGUGACUCUGCCUCCAUGGCCCCAAUAUACAGCAUAACUAUGUCCUCCCGUCCCUAUACACUCACUUUAUUAGGUACACCUGUUCAAUUGCUUGUUAGCACAAACGGAUAAUCAGCCAAAUACAUGGCAGCAACUUAAUGCAUUUAGGCAUGCAGAUGUGGUCAAGACAACUUUCUGAACUUCAAACUGAGCAUCAUAAUGGGGAUUUAAGUGACUUUGAAUGUGGCAUGGUUGUUGGUGCCAGUCAGGUCGGUCUGGAUAUUUCACAAACUGCUGAUAUACUGGGAUUUUCACACACACACACACACACAACCAUCUCUAGGGUUUAGAGAGAAUUGUCCGAGAAAGAGAACAUAUCCAGUGAGCGGCAGUUGUGUGGAUGGAAAUGCCUUGUUUCUGUCAAAGGAGAAUAGGCAGAAUGGUCCGAGAUGACAGAAAGGCAACAGUAAUUCAAAUAAUUUAAUUCACUUGUUACAACCAAGGUUUGCAGAAUACAUCUCUGAACGCACAACACGUUCCAACCAUGAGGCAGAUGGGCUACAGGAGCAGAAGACCACACCAGGGGCCACUUCUGUCAGCUAAGAACAGGGAACACAGGCUACAAUUCACACAGGCACCAAAAUUGGACAGUGGAAGACUGGAAGAACGUUGGCUGGUCAUAUGGGUCUCGAUUCCAGCUAUGACAUUCAGAUGGCCGGGCCAGGAUUUGUCAUCAACAACAUGAAAGCAUGGAUCCCUCCUGCCUUUUAUUAGGUUCAGGC
Hyla sarda is the source of this 1665-nucleotide messenger RNA. Its product is annotated as dynein light chain Tctex-type protein 2B-like. The record is from RefSeq and is a predicted model, not a curated record. Gene Ontology annotation, cellular component: cytoplasmic dynein complex; cytoplasm. The transcript has 5 exons. Gene Ontology annotation, molecular function: dynein intermediate chain binding. NCBI's taxonomy places the organism in Eukaryota, Metazoa, Chordata, Amphibia, Anura, Hylidae. Gene Ontology annotation, biological process: microtubule-based movement. Bases 313 to 909 code for a protein of 198 amino acids.